Molecule: messenger RNA, 4850 nt
Organism: Somion occarium
Lineage: Eukaryota; Fungi; Basidiomycota; Agaricomycetes; Polyporales; Cerrenaceae
Source: the annotation of a GenBank genome assembly
AAAUGUCGUCCACACGGACAGGUCCACUAGACGCGUUGUAUAUUGGAGUCGCUAUAAAGUUGCUAGCCCUCGCGUUUGGGUAACUUGCUGACCCUCGUACAGACUUUCCUGACUUUACCUUGUUAAUCGUAUUCAACCCCCGAGGCCUGGUUCUCAUGAUUCGCGAUACUGGACAAGUAGUCUUGAAUAGGUUCGGUUUGUGGCAGGUUGUGGGGGACGACGCUCUAUGGCGUAACACACUCCUUGUACCAAGUUACGUGGCUGGCGUAUCGACUCUGCUCCUCGUUGGGCAAGCUAUCGCCAUUGCACUCCAUAGACGCAAAAAUGUGUCAGACGACGUUGAAGAGUCCUCGACGCGUCUUCGUGGACAUAUCUCCGCACUCGGAGGGCCCAUAAUAUUCACGUUCAAAUUGGCUCGGCUGGUUGCGUGCCUUGCGCUGGUCGUCCUAUCUGCCGUCUCCAUGUAUAAGGUUUCAUCGCAUCUCGAUUUCUCCCACACAGGAUUGACGCAUGCUGCGUUGUGCGCUACUUUCAUCUACGCGUCCUUGCUGGCAAUAUUGACUGUGGUGACCAAGCCUUUGUGGAACUCCUUGAUAACUAAGCAUCUGAUAAUUGUCUUGCUCGCACCAUGGGCUGUUUAUGUCUAUCGAGACCUGUGGCCUUUGGCAACGUAUACACUGAGCCCUGCAGACAGUGCCGAAGGCUGGCUGAUCUGGACGAAAGUCAUCGUCUUGACCUUCGCUGCUAUAGUGGUUCCACUGUUGAUGCCUAGACAAUAUGUUCCUUUCGAUCCUUUGAAUCCUUCACUAGUACCCCAUCCUGAGCAGACAACAUCUUGGUUAUCCAUGGUCCUAUUCGCUUACUUGACCCCCUUCGUCUUUAAGGCUUACAAGCAGCCUCGUCUAACCUUAGAAGAUCUACCUCCUAUGAACGAUCGCGAUACUUUGAAGAACUUGAUAUCUGAAAGCUAUGCCGAUCUUGAUCCCCUCCAAAACAAGAAAAAGCGACAUGUACUAUUUGGUUUGGUAUUGAGGGUGUAUUUGUUUGAUCAUGUUAAGAUGGCUGUAAUGCUCAUAUUGCACGUAAUCGGCUCGUUCGCCGCCCCAAUAGGUAUCAAUUACCUGCUCAAAUACCUUGAAACUGGAGGAGAGAAUGCAAUCGUUCGACCAUGGUUCUGGAUUGCUUGGUUGUUCUUUGGACCAUUGAUUUCAGGCAUGACUUUCAAUCUCUACUUCUACAUCGCCUUGCGGACGAUUGUCAGAGCUCAGGGAGUACUGACACAGCUCAUCUUUGAUCAUGCACUACGAAUCCGUGUUCAGGGGGACGUGAAAGAAGACAGCUUGACGCAGGAGAGUCCAGCUUCCGAACAUCCCUCUCCUGAGGGCAGCUCGAAUGCACGAGGGGGAUCCUCUUCCGACGUCGAUGAAGAGACUGUGGCUUCCAGCACCAGUUUCGAUGCGAAGGCCGACGACCAGUCAUCUGAGACUCCGAAACAAGAAUCGAAACCUAACACAGCCAACCUCGCGGGAAGGCUCAAUAAUCUUGUUACCAGUGAUAUGAGCAACGUCCAUGGUGGACAAGGCUUUAUGCUUCUUAUGUUCUAUGUCCCUACGCAGCUGACACUCAGUUUGAUCUAUUUGUAUUCGCUGUUAGGUUGGAGUGUAUUACCUGGAGUUGCAGCGAUGGCUUUACUCUCCCCACUUCCGGGCUAUGUCGUCAAAGCGCUGUCAUCUAUGCAGACUGAAAAGAUGAAAAAGAGCGACGCCCGAGUUCAAAGUGUAACAGAAUCCAUGAAUGUAAUACGAAUGAUAAAGCAGUUCGGUUGGGAAGACAAGAUGAGCGCAUUGCUCGACGGUAGGCGUCAGGAAGAGCUCAAAUUUGUCCGGAAGUUGCGUUUGCUCGAACUAGCGACCAUGAAUAUUAGUGCGUUCAUACCUUGCGCGACAAUGAUCGUCACCUAUGGAAUCUAUACUUUAGCCAUGGGUCGAGAAUUGACUGCAUCUCGAGUAUUUGCCUCGGUCGCCGUCUUUGGAAUCGUCCAAGAGCACUUCCAAGGAAUAUUCUUCCUAUUCCCCGGCUUGAUUCAAGCCAAAGUGUCCAUAGACCGAAUCAAUGAUUUCUUGUCCAAGACGGAAUUAUUGGAUCAAUUUUCCACUGGCAGUUCAGCAGCAACGAGUACACCAUCUGCUUCGUCAGAAAUAUGUAUUCGUCAGGCCGCAUUCACUUGGUCAAGCGACACGGAAGACGUCAACUUGCCUGCAUCGUCACAACGCAGUUUUGCCCUCCGCAUUGAGGAUGAAUUGAUCUUUAAACGUGGCCGUAUCAAUUUAGUUGUCGGUCAGACCGGUUCCGGCAAGACAUCCCUUUUGAUGGCUUUAUUGGGCGAAAUGCACAAUAUCCCGCUUGGUCCACAAUCACUCGUCAAUCUGCCUCGUGAACGAGGUAUUGCAUACCAUGCACAGGAAUCUUGGGUAUUGAACGAAACGAUACGAAACAACAUAUUAUUCGGCGCUCCAUAUGACGAAGAGCGAUACAAUGCGGUGAUUGAACAAUGUGCACUUGAACGUGAUCUUGGCCUGUUUGAUGCUGGCGACCAGACCGAGGUUGGAGAAAAGGGUAUUACUCUGAGUGGUGGACAAAAGGCUCGCGUUACUCUCGCCCGCGCUGUGUAUUCCUCUGCAGAUAUUCUGCUCCUCGACGAUGUUCUUGCUGCACUGGAUGUACAUACCUCUCGCUGGAUCGUUGACAAAUGUUUUCGAGGAGAUCUCAUGCGUGGCCGUACGGUCAUUUUGGUGACCCAUAAUGUCGCAUUGGCCACACCCAUUUCCGACUUUGUGGUGUCUCUUGGGUCUGAUGGACGUAUACUGAGCCAAGGGUCCCUGUCGACGGCACUCGCCAAAGAUCAGCAGCUUUCAGCAGAAGCGGCGAAAGAAAGUGAAGUGAUCGAAAAAGCGGAGCAUGAGGUUGAUCAAGAGACCGGCGAUAAAACACCUAAAACGACAGAUGGGAAGCUUGUCACGGCUGAAGAGGUUUCAGAAGGCCAUGUCAGUUGGUCCGCAAUGAAGCUCUUACUCGUCAAUAUGGCGGGAAAACCUGGAGCCAUCGUAUUUUGGGGUGCCUUCUUGGUGCUGGGCCUCGUGACUAGAACCAUGAGCAAUCUUGACAUUUGGAUCAUUGGCCUGUGGGCACGUCAGUACGAGUUGCAGGAUCCGCAAGACGUUUCAGUCGCAUUUUAUAUGUCCCUCUACCUCGUCAACAUGCUCUCUGGGAUGCUCGUGUUCUCUGCUGCUUUCCUACUGUUUGUCUUCGGAAGCAUGCGAGCCUCUCGCGCCAUUCACAGGCUUCUCAUCAACUCGGUUUUCAGCGCAACAUUACGGUGGUUGGACCGAACACCUGUCUCAAGAAUCAUUACGCGAUGUAGCCAAGAUAUACAAAGCAUCGACUCGACCCUGUCACAAAUGCUACUGAAUCUGUUUGACGUGACAUUUACCAUUGUCGUCAAGUUCUUAGCAGUCAUAUUACUCUCUCCGAUUUUCCUUUUCCCCGGUCUUGUUCUGGUCGCUGUCGGUAUCUGGUUUGGCCACAUCUAUAUGCAAGCACAAUUACCUGUGAAACGGGAGUCUAGUAAUGCUCGAGCGCCGGUUCUAGGCCAUUUCGGUGCUGCAAUCACAGGUUUAGUUUCAAUCCGCGCAUACGGCGCCCAGGAGAUGUUUAGACAAGAGUUGUAUCGUCGCACAGACCGAUACACACGUGUAACAAGAGAGUUCUGGAAUCUGAAUAGAUGGAUAGUCAUUCAAACUGAUGUACUAGCCGGUAUGUUUUGCGCAAGCCUUGCUGCAUACCUCAUCUACAGUGGCCACAUGGAUGCUUCAAAGACUGGUUUCUCAAUCAACAUGGCCAUUGGUUUCAGUGGCAUGAUUCUCCUUUGGGUGCGGAUGUUCAAUAGGGUGGAGACUGAGGGUCAGUAUCUUCCAGAGCGUAUUCAACAAUAUUUACAAAUCGAGCAUGAACCCAAACCGACAGAAAGCGGUAUCCCACCAGCGUAUUGGCCAGCCAGCGGGGACCUCAAAGUCGAGAACCUGUCUGCGCGAUACUCGGCUGACGGCCCCAAGGUCCUUCAUGACCUGAAUUUCCAUGUAAAUUCUGGAGAGCAUAUUGGCAUUGUCGGUAGAACUGGUAGUGGGAAGAGCUCUUUGACCUUGGCGUUACUACGCUGCAUUCUGACCGAAGGCGGAGUUUAUUACGAUGGUAUACCAACCGAUACUCUGAACCUGGAUGCCUUGCGGUCUAACAUCACUAUCAUCCCACAAGUGCCGGAACUUCUUAGCGGUACCGUUCGUCAGAACUUAGAUCCUUUCUCACAGCACGACGAUGCCGUUUUGAACGAUGCCUUGCGUUCUGCGGGACUCUUUUCAUUGCAAAACGAAGGGUCAGCGAGCAAAAUCACCCUAGACACACAGAUAACUGGUAGUGGCAGCAACCUAUCUGUUGGACAACGUCAAAUUCUGGCACUCGCAAGGGCCAUGGUUCGUCAAAGCAAGUUGUUGAUUCUUGAUGAAGCAACCUCUGCCAUAGACUAUGAGACCGAUACCGUCAUUCAGACUUCCCUCCGAAAGGAGCUUCCCAAGGACGUCACAUUGCUUAUUGUCGCACAUCGACUGCAGACAAUCAUGGAUGCCAACAGGAUAAUGGUCUUGGACGCUGGUCACAUCGUUGAAUUCGAUGAGCCUAGCAAAUUGCUCGAAAAGAAGGAUGGUUUGCUCCGUGCCUUGGUCGAGGAGAGUGGUGAUAAAGACAUUUUACUGGAGAUGGCUGCAAAGUCUUCAUAGAAAUAGAUCACAUACGUAGUA